Messenger RNA from Juglans regia (Persian walnut), 1030 nucleotides. RefSeq names its product alpha-L-arabinofuranosidase 1-like. The record is from RefSeq and is a predicted model, not a curated record. The transcript has 6 exons. Gene Ontology annotation, molecular function: alpha-L-arabinofuranosidase activity. The coding region runs from base 16 to 726 and encodes 236 amino acids. Lineage: Eukaryota; Viridiplantae; Streptophyta; Magnoliopsida; Fagales; Juglandaceae. Gene Ontology annotation, biological process: L-arabinose metabolic process.
AAAUCUGCCAAGGACAUGUUUUCGAUGGCUCAUCAGUUUGAUCUUGCAUCACGUGACGGUCCAAAGGCUUUUGUAAGUGAGUAUGCUGUAAAUGGGAAAACUGCUGGCAAAGGAAAUAUUUUAGCAGCACUGGCCGAGGCUGCAUUCCUUAUUGGAAUUGAACAGAACAGUGAUGCAGUUAGCAUGGCAAGCUACGCACCACUUUUUGUGAAUGACAAUGACAGGCGGUGGAAUCCAGAUGCAAUUGUCUUUAACUCUUCACAGCUAUAUGGAACACCAAGCUACUGGGCGCAAUGCUUUUUCAGGGAGUCGAGUUCAGCAACUGUUCUUCAUUCAACACUCCAAAAUACAUCCACUUCCCAACUUAUUGCAUCUGCAAUUAUGUGGGAAAACUCGGGUGAUAACAAGAGUUACCUAAGAGUAAAGAUUGUGAACUUUGGGAAUGACACAGUUAAUCUCAAGAUAAGUGUGGAUGGAUUGGAGCCCAACUCCACAAUACUGUUAUCUGGGUCGACAAAGACCGUACUCACCUCUGGUAAUCCAAUGGAUGAGAAUUCAUUCAAUGAGCCAAAUAAGGUCAAACCGACCCAGAGUCCACUUGAAAAUGCUGGCAAGGACAUGGAUGUCAUACUUCUUCCAUAUUCUCUCACUUCAUUUGAUCUGUUAAAAGGAUCAAACGACCUCAGAACUGCAAGAAUUGAUUAUUUCUCUAGAUCAUCUUUUUAAAGUAUUAACUGAUGAAUAUCAAGUACUACUGUACUUUUGAGAAAUAAAGGUAAUAACCCAACAAAAGAUGGCAGCAUCCUUGCAUGUCAACUAUUCUAUUGGAAUGUCAUGUUGUUUUAUGUAAUAUCAAACUCGUUGCUUUUGGCUUCCAUGCUUGUAAGCAUGUGUGUGAAUGGUCUUUAUUCUUGGAGAUCAAAUUAUAUCUUGCAGUUCAUGUUUUAUGUAAUAUCAAGCUCGUUGCUUUUGCCUUCCAUGCUUGUAAGUAUAUGUGUGAAUGGUCUUUAUUCUUGGUGAUGAAAUUAUA